Molecule: messenger RNA, 768 nt
Organism: Sclerotinia sclerotiorum 1980 UF-70
Lineage: Eukaryota; Fungi; Ascomycota; Leotiomycetes; Helotiales; Sclerotiniaceae
Exons: 5
Coding region: 1-768 (255 amino acids)
Source: RefSeq, a predicted model, not a curated record
AUGCCUUUAAGACGGACUGGAAGUCUCAAGCAUGAUGACAGUAUACUAUCGAUGGAAGUCAUCCAAGCAUUUUGGACAAUUACUGUCACCAAGAAAUCAAUGUAUGGUUACCACGAAGUGUCCAUAUGGUUAGUGCAAUCUGUCUUGAAAUCCCAAGAUGAUGUUUCCUCGUCUUCGGGGAAAUAUUAUUCCAUAAAGGUAGCAGGUUCACAUUGGCUCGGUUACUUAACUGCUCAGCUAGAAAAUCAAUUCAAUCUGAUGCUCUUUCUAGUCUCAAGUAACCCAACACCUUCACAUUCCUCCUCGGCCAAAGAUGAAAUACUCGGCCUGUCGCAGGUAAAACUGCAAGAGAUGCUCACUAAGAUUAUUGAAGAGAAUGAUUCCAUCCGCCACGAAUGUGGAAAGAAGGCUUCCGUCAAACUACGCCACGUAAUACCCUAUCACACAUCAAUAGAGAUCGAGCUCGACGAAAAUGCUAUGGAAUCUCAUCUUGGUCUAAUCGAUGUAGCUGCGAGCAAGGUUUUAAUAUCUCGUUUUGCGAUUUGUGAAUUCAACACAUGUGGAAAGAUGUUUGAUGUAUCAAGCAACAGUGGUAGGCUCUUUAACAGCUUGUUGAAAGCAGCAUCAAACCAAAGAAUGGUCCUUGGCAUUACAUUUAAGAACAUGCAUACCAUGAAAGGUUUAUGUGGUCAUGCUGCGAAGCAGAUCCCGAUGACUGGACUGCAGAACGACGCGGAACAGAUCACGUUAUCCUCAAAAUCUAGCUAG